AUGGGUCAGCCAAGUGAUGAGAAAGAGAGAAUCCGUGAUUUAUCCAAAUAUUAUUGUACCUUUGAUCAACCAUCCCCAAGCUCCGAAGUGAAUGAGAUUCCACCGGAAAUACAUUUCCCUCGUCUUUCAAACGACACCACCUUGACCGCCCUGACCCAAUUGGGUGUCUAUCGCUUUGGAUGCAAUCGGUCCUUUGUGUCAAUCAUCGAUGGAGAAAGUCAACAUGUCAUUGCAGAGGCAACCGCCUCGAUCUCUCUUCGAAACGAAGAUCUUCAUAGUCCGGACGAUGGCAUAUUUCUAGGUGUCACUACACUUGACCUGGAAUGGGGAGUGUGUCCUCACGCCAUUCGACUUUUCACUGGACAGGACCCUUCCCAGAUACUAGACACGGAGAACAUAACGGCCAACCAGACGCGUAACAUCAUUCGCGAUUUUACCAAAGAGGACUUCUACAAAGAUCGCCCCUAUGUGCUGAACUGGCCUUUCUUUCGAUUCUACGCCGAGGUACCAUUGUACAGUCCUUCGGGGUUCGUACUAGGUUCGUAUUGUGUGGUGGACAACAAGCCACGAACGAACUUUGGAGAUGAGGAUGUGGCUGCUCUUCGGGAGAUAGCCGACUCAAUUUCAAACCACCUUGAAAAUGCGCGGAUCGUUCAAUAUCAUCGUCGGUCAGAGAACUUGGUCAAAGGGUUGACAAACUUCGUCAAAAGUCAUGCGAAAUUUGAUCCUAUUGGCUCCUCUACUCAAGGACAGAUGGAAUUAUUUGCAAAUAAGCUCAAGUCUGAAGAUUUGGGGCAAGUAGUCAGCGCACAGGAUGUGGGUGCGGGUGGGACGCUCGAAUCUUUACCCACAGAAAAGGAUAUUGGUGUCUAUUCAUCUCUUGAUGAAAUCUCCUCUACGACUCUUAAUGGAAGAGAAGUGUCGUUAUUUUCUCUAAACAUGCCUUCCGCGUCGGACUACACACUACCAUCAUCGCUUUCUCGAACCUCAGACCGAGUGGAACCAGUUUCCUCCUCCGUAGAAGGAACACCGGAAUCAUUAGGGCCAGAAAAUGUGCCCAUCACUGAGCGUAUAGCUGCCGUCUUUACCCGUGCUAGUCUCUCGCUGGAAGAAUCAUUGGAUUUGGACGGCGUGGUUUUUCUCGAUGCCCACCGAAAUGACCCGCAAUUCGACAUUUCUGAGCGGCAUGAUGAUUGGGAUUCCUUGGGGAAUUUUUUUUCAGGCUCUAGCCCUUCGAGUCUCCCUAAUGCGAAUCCGCUCAAAGAUGCAGAAAACUACUGUGGCUCCUUGGGCCAGGCUAUAAGCUGCAGGUCAGCUAAGAGCAAAAUUGACUCAAACUGCCAGGUUAAAGUGACUGAAGAGUUGUUGCAUUCGUUGAUCACACACUUUCCAGACGGCCACAUCUUCAACAUAGACAGCAGGAGUAAUAUGGACAGUCUAGUGGACUCUGCAAGUGACCAUUCGGAGAUUUCUGCUUCCAAUGUUGAAAUUGUUCGGCAAAUAUCUCAUCGUCUCGCUCAUCAACUCCCCGAAGCCAAGUGUGUGCUUUUCUACCCUCUCUGGGAUUGGAACAAAUCGCGAUGGCUUGCAGGUACACUGGCAUGGGUAAACGGAAGCCAUCGCCCUUUGGGUAGAGAAGAUCUGCACUACUUUAAAGUUUUCGGAGAUUCUAUGAUUUCCGAAGUAUCUCGGAUACACUGGAUUGCCAGUGAGAACUCGAAAUUUGACUUUGUCACUUCUAUAAGUCAUGAGCUUCGAUCACCACUACACGGGAUCCUCGCCAGCGCGGAGCUGCUACAUGAUGUUCAACUCCAGGCUGCGCACCGUGAUAUGGUUAAUAUGAUCUCAACAUCAGGUCUGACCUUGCUGGACACAAUAGAUCACCUGCUGGAUUACUGUAAAAUUAACAACUUGGCAACCACACAGAGUCUCAGCGUGACCGACACGGAAGAUUCUUCAACAACCCUAGUCUCCGACUUCAGUCUCGAUUCCUUGGUUGAAGAAGUCGCAGUGAUACUUCAUACCGGCCGGAAGGCACCCGGGCCUAUCUCCUCCCUUGCAAGUAAACCAGCUACUGAAACUCCGUCCUCUCAACCCAUCUCUCCUGUUACUGGACAUCGAGAUGAAUUGUCAGUGGUAGUAAACAUCGAGCAUUCCACCUCCUGGAAUAUCCGAUCGGUCGCUGGUGCCUGGAGAAGGAUAGUCAUGAAUCUUCUCGGCAACGCAAUGAAAUGGACGCAGACUGGCCUCAUCGAGGUAUCACUAUUACAAGCCACCGCUCAAACUGAAGCAGAACCUCGCCUGGUUCAUCUCCGCAUCACAGACACCGGCCAAGGAAUUUCACAGGAUUUUCUUAGAAACUCGGCAUUUUUGCCUUUCGCCCAGGAAGACUCCCUGUCAGAUGGUGUUGGGCUUGGACUCAGCGUCGUGCAUAAGCUAGUGACUUUCCUGGGUGGCCAUCUGAAAAUGAAGAGCGACAGCGGUGUUGGUACCCAGGUCGAUGUCUACAUCCCCACACAACACCUCAAGGACCAUGUCCCUGCCAAGUUAUUCGAUGAUGCCUCCUCGCUAGAAAUUCAAAGACACGAGAACUCUUUGAAGGCAUGUCUCGUUGGGUUCAACGGCUGUCCUGACUUGACGGAGACGCCCACUGGUAUUCUGAGCACCGAUGCGAAACGGAUGCUUUCUAUUCAGAGCACUCUCGCCAAUGUUUUGAGGAAGCAAGUUGGAUGGCAUAUCGCGCUGGCAGACUCACUUGAGCAGGGCGAGGGUGAUAUUGCGGUCAUUGAGGAGGCAAAAUUAAACGCCAUAUUCAAUGACCAAUCCCCGUCUACUUUGAAUGCUGGCCGUCAUUUCAAAUUCUUCAUUAUCUUAGGCAGCACGACGUCCUCACCAACAUACCCCUUUCCUUUGAAUGCCGUCCUGAUGUCACAGCCAUAUGGACCUCAGAGAAUCCGUGAAACUGCUCAAAGAAUCAUGGAUAUGUAUAAGUCACAGGAUGAAAUCAGUGCCCUUGAUGCUCCAUUUGCCGUUCCACCAACAAGCCAUGAACUUCCUCCGUCAAACCCCAACCCGUCAGACGUAUCGGAAAUAUCGAAUUGUCUUUUAGAGCAACUACCGGUUGAAUUGAUCCGCUCGGCUCCUCUUAUCGCUGGCUCGCCAAGCUCGAAUAGUCAAAUGACCAAUAUGCAUGUUCUCAUCGUGGAUGACAAUGACAUCAAUCUCAAGAUUUUGGCUACAUUCAUGCGAAAGCUUGGCUGUAGUUACGACACAGCUUCUAAUGGACUGAUUGCAUUGGAACAGGUUGAAUCUUCAAGUCGAAGAUAUGACUUGAUAUUGAUGGAUCUAUCAAUGCCAGUAAUGGACGGACUAGUUUCAACUAGCAAGAUCCGACAAAACGAAAACGACCGUGGUCUCCAACCAGCCCGCAUCAUGGCGGUUACAGGCGUCGCUUCAGAUACCAUGCAACAGGCGGCGGUGACUGCUGGCGUUGAUGACUAUUUAGUCAAACCUCUCUCCCUCCGUAAGCUGAAGAAGCUCAUGGAACCUAUACCCUAA
This is a messenger RNA of Penicillium griseofulvum, 3558 nucleotides long. Its product is annotated as hybrid sensor histidine kinase/response regulator. The transcript has 7 exons. Gene Ontology annotation, biological process: phosphorylation; phosphorelay signal transduction system. NCBI's taxonomy places the organism in Eukaryota, Fungi, Ascomycota, Eurotiomycetes, Eurotiales, Aspergillaceae. Gene Ontology annotation, molecular function: phosphorelay sensor kinase activity. The record is from RefSeq and is a predicted model, not a curated record. The coding region runs from base 1 to 3558 and encodes 1185 amino acids.